This is a messenger RNA of Corapipo altera (White-ruffed manakin), 1403 nucleotides long. RefSeq names its product HAUS augmin-like complex subunit 6. Gene Ontology annotation, molecular function: microtubule binding. The transcript is spliced from 12 exons. Lineage: Eukaryota; Metazoa; Chordata; Aves; Passeriformes; Pipridae. The record is from RefSeq and is a predicted model, not a curated record. Gene Ontology annotation, cellular component: mitotic spindle microtubule; HAUS complex. Gene Ontology annotation, biological process: spindle assembly. The coding region runs from base 66 to 1403 and encodes 445 amino acids.
GCUGUUUUUGGCGGGCUGCGGCGCGAGGCGCGGGUGCCCGCGCGGUCCGAGCGCCCGGGGCAGCCAUGACCCACGUCUGGGAGAAGGAUCACCUCUGGCUCUACUUGCUGGCCCUGGGCUUCGACCCGAACAAAUGCCCCAAGGACGUGAACGUGGGACGGAACAUGUUUGAUAAACCAAACCCCAAAGCAUUUGCUGUCGUUGCCCUCUUCUUGUUUACUAAGCUGGAUAAGGACCGUGCACAAGAAACUUUUCGGAAUUAUGUGUUGGGAAUGGAAGCCAAUCUUCAAUUUAGGAAGCAGUGCUGUAACUGGCUAGGAGAAAUUUCACAUCCAGGGCAAAGCCGUCUUCCAAAGAUUACGCCUUCAUCACUGCUUUCUCCUGCUGGUCCUAAAUUUGUUCACUUAGUCUACUCGUUUGCAAGAUAUGUGAUGAUUGAGGACGUGAAAAAGUUCUCUGUAGGCACUUGUAUACCUUUUGCUGAAGCUGUAACGUUGAGACCUGAGGACAUGUACAUUGCAAAAGCAAGACAUAGAGUUGGAUAUAAUAAACUGCUGCAAAUUCUUCAAAAGGAAGACAUUGUUAUUCGAGAAUAUGGGAAAAAAGCACAGGUUUUAGUUAAAGAAAUAGAAGAGACAGAGUCUGAAUAUGCAGUUAUGCAGAUACAGUCUUUGAGGGUGAAACAAAAUGACCAAAACAAAAGUGACACAGUUGAGAGAAUUGAAAAGGUCCGCAGUAUGUGGACACUUAUAAUGGAAAUGCUUACAUCUCUGGAAAAGGAUAAGGAAGUUGUGGAUUCUAUACUUGAAAAUUGUGCGCAUCAGUGUAUUUUAGAUGGAACUGAUGUUGUUUUGAGCAUUCCAGGGUUGCUGGCUCGCAGAAUUGAAAGUGAUGAAAGUUUUACAGAAAAUGUAUAUGAAGAUGGAAAAUUGAAGUUCUUAGCAGUCAUGCACGUGUUAAAUGAAACCUUGAGGAUGCUGAGAAAUGAACACUGUCAGUCUGAAUUAAAAGAACUUCACAGGAUUGAGAACAUGGUUAAAUCUUGCAAUAAAUUAUUACAGAAUUUGAACACAAAGAGGCUAGAAAGAGAGCAUCAACAUUGUGUGUCAGUGUGUGAAUCUAUUUCUAGAAGAGAGGAAGACUGGGAAAUGAAGUGGAAAACAUUUCUUGGCCAUCAUCCUUUUAAUUCAAUCUUUAAAGAGGAUCGAGAACGUAGUUCAACAGCUUCACCACCCCAGUCUCCUAGUCUUCCAGAAGAAGAUAAAGAGAGUGACCUUCAUCAAUAUCUAGCAUCAAUUUCAGGUAUUUUUGACUCUCUUAAUAAAGAACGUUGUGAGAAAGAUGAGGGAGGUUUGGAAACUAUGAUGGAUAAGUCAUCAUCACCACCAAAAUGGUAUGCUUAA